Molecule: messenger RNA, 1895 nt
Organism: Owenia fusiformis
Lineage: Eukaryota; Metazoa; Annelida; Polychaeta; Sabellida; Oweniidae
Source: the annotation of a GenBank genome assembly
AAACAAUAUUUUUUAUGAUUUGAAAAGAUUAGGUAAUAAACUGUUCAUUCUUUUGAUUAUCAACAUUCUAUAUUGUGACAAUAUAGCAUAGUAUACAGCAAUUACAAUAUACAAUAAUACUUUGAGACUAUAUUUACAAAAUGGCUGCUGUUAAUUUUGUUGCCGUGUUGGCACUUAUUUCAACGGUGUCCUGUGCUACGUACAAGCCAGACACGAAGGUGCCUGUAUAUGUAAACAAAGUUGGACCAUAUUUCAAUCCACAUGAGACAUACCACUAUUACCAAUUACCAGUAUGCAGACCAGAAAAGAUCGAGCACAAAAGUCUCACUUUGGGAGAGGUCCUGGAUGGGGACAGGAUGGCUCUCUCCAUGUAUGACAUCAAGUUUAAAACUGAUGUUGCCAAACAGGAUCUUUGUAAAGUAACCCUCAGCGCAGAGGAUCUAACUACGAUUCGAGAUGCCAUAGAAGAUCUCUAUUAUUUUGAAUUUGUUAUAGAUGAGAUCCCAGUCAGGGGAUUUAUAGGCCAUUUAGAGGAAGGGGGCUUCUUGCCUCAUAAUCACAAAAUCUACCUCUGGGCACAUCACCACUUCAAUGUGGAAUACAAUGGCGAACAGAUUAUAUUUGCUAAUGUAUCAACGAAAGAUACUCCACCAGUUAGUCUAGAAGAUGUUGUUGCGCCUUUUGAAGUAACAUUUACCUACAGUGUCAAAUGGCAUGAAACCAAAACUCCAUAUGAACAAAGAGGCAAAAGACUCCGAGACACUAGUUUCUUUCCAAAGACAUUAGAGAUCCACUGGCUGUCUAUAAUCAACUCCAUGGUUCUUGUAUUCCUACUCAUAGGAUUUGUUGUUAUCAUUCUGACACGUGUGUUAAAGAAUGACUUUGCUAAGUAUAACACUGAAGAAGAUGACAGUGAAGACCUUGACCAAGAUGAGAAUGGCUGGAAGAUCAUACACACAGAUGUCUUCAGAUUCCCACCUUACAAAAGUCUUUUCUGUGCCAUAUUAGGUGUAGGCAGUCACUUCCUGGCCAUAGCUACUGGAAUUCUCUUGAUGGCUCUUCUUGGCUUUUUCAAUGUCCACCGACAUGGCUCAAUAAAUACAGCUGGUAUUAUACUAUAUGCUGUCACAUCAUGUAUAGGGGGCUACGUGUCUGCUAACAACUAUCGCAAAAUGGGUGGCGUAAACUGGGUCUGGAACAUUAACCUAUCAUCUUCAUUGUUUGCCUUUCCAUUCUUUGUUGUGUGGAGUUUCAUCAACAGCGUACAUUGGUCUUAUGGUUCUACACAGGCUCUUCCUUGGACCACAAUAAUCAUGCUGCUAGCACUUUGGAUAAUUGUUGGGUACCCACUGACGGUAAUAGGAGGAAUAUUUGGAAAGAACUGGGCAAAUGGGUUUGACGCUCCAUGUAGGACUAAAAAUAUUCCCAGAGAGAUCCCUCCAAUCCCCUGGUACAAGUCAACCCUUGCCCACUGUAUUGUUGGAGGCUUUCUACCAUUUAGUGCAAUCUCAGUAGAACUCUACUACAUUUUCGCUACGUUGUGGGGACGUGAACAAUACACUCUUUAUGGAAUAUUGUUUGUUGUGUAUGGAAUUCUGCUCAGCGUGACAGCAUGUAUCUCCGUGGCACUGACCUACUUUCAGUUAUCUGCAGAGUGCUACAGAUGGUGGUGGAGGUCUAUCUUCAGUGCUGGAUCCACUGGUCUAUUUGUUUUGCUGUACUCAAUAUUCUAUUAUACGAAGCGUUCCAAUAUGUCUGGUGUUCUACAAACUGUUGAAUUCUUUGGCUACACAAUUCUCACGUGCUAUGCCUUCUUCUUAAUGCUUGGAACUGUAUCAUUCUUCGCAUCUCUGAAGUUUAUACGCUACAUUUACGUCAAUAUUAAAAUGGAUUAG